AUGUCUCUGCAGUUCAGCGAAGAAGAGUUUCAAGAGGCAUGGAGGGAACUGGACGAACCUCAACUGGAAGGAGGAUGGGAGUUUUUUACAGAGAGCAUGGGUGUAAAAAUUUAUCGCCUCUACGACAAGGAAACCGGUCUGUAUGAGUACAAAGUCUUCGGUUCUCUUCCCAGCUGUGCUCCAGAACUUUGCGCAGAUGUCUACAUGGACUUGGCAUACAGAAAACAGUGGGAUGGUUAUGUCAAAGAGCUCCAUGAGAAAGACUAUGGUGGACAAAAGGCUAUUUACUGGGAAGUGAAAUAUCCUUUUCCACUGUCCAACAGAGAUUAUAUUUACGUAAGGGAGAGGAGAGAUCUUGAUGUGAACGGGAGGAAGAUCUGGGUGGUCCUGGCUAAGAGUGCAUGUGUGUCUGAGUGCCCAGAGAAGAGUGGCGUCAUCAGGGUGAAAGACUACAAACAGAGCCUGGCCAUGGAGAGCGACGGAGACUCUGGCACCAAAGUCUUCAUGAACUACUUUGAUAAUCCUGGUGGCAUGAUUCCAACCUGGCUGGUUAACUGGGCAGCUAAGAGCGGAGUUCCCGGCUUCCUGACUGAUAUGAAGAAAGCCUGCAACAAUUACUCAAACUACUGCAAAAACAAAAAAUGAUCAGGAUUUUCUCACAGAGCUGCUGAAAAGAGUUAA
Chanos chanos (milkfish) is the source of this 681-nucleotide messenger RNA. It is a transcript of the gene pctp, whose product is annotated as phosphatidylcholine transfer protein. NCBI's taxonomy places the organism in Eukaryota, Metazoa, Chordata, Actinopteri, Gonorynchiformes, Chanidae. The record is from RefSeq and is a predicted model, not a curated record. Gene Ontology annotation, molecular function: phosphatidylcholine binding; phosphatidylcholine intramembrane carrier activity. The coding region runs from base 1 to 645 and encodes 214 amino acids. The transcript has 6 exons.